UGUCAGUGGGUCAGACUUUUUUCUCACACAGCUACUUCGCGCAUUACAGAGGGAAGUUGCAUGCACAGGAAGCCUUUGAAUGCAUGGGGAGAGAGAGAGUAGAAAAAUAAAAGGCAACGCCUGCUGCCGGUCACAGUAAAGUAUAUGUAUGAUCAGCUCAUGAGAGCAGACGGCUAACAAACUCCUUUCUUAACUGAGUGGAUUGUGUCUGACAGCUGUCUAUCAGUCAACUGGCAGAGCAGAAUGUCACGGCGGGACCAGAGGUUUCGGAGAGGAAUGAAAGGACGGUGUUGUGAAUGUGGCUGCAUCCUGUCUCACUGGUAUUAUGAAAGAGAGGGACAGCUCUAUUGUAAGAAGCACUACUGGUCCCGCUAUGGAGAACACUGCCAUGGCUGCAAAGAGACCAUCGCAACAGGACUCAUUAUGGUAGCUGGAGAGCAAAAGUACCACCCUGAAUGCUUCACUUGCAUGAGCUGUGAAAUGGUCAUUGGAGACGGAGACACCUACACACUUCUUGAACGCUCUAAACUCUACUGUGGCCACUGUUUCUGUCAGGGUGUGUCAACUGUGAUGUCAGCUUCUCCACUCACCAAGAGUCCCCACAUGGUGGCGCUGGUGUCUCUCCCUCCCCAUGCAGUCGGUCGACGAGGCCUAACUGUUGUCACUGACUUCAGCCAAGACAAAAGCCUUCUAGUCACUGUGACAGAGUUAGACUCAGCUGUCCUCAGCGAUGACCUGCUGUCUUCUGUUCACGUGGGUGAUCGAGUACUGGAGGUCAACGGCAUCCCAGUCCGCAAUAUUUCCCCAGACGAGAUAAACCAUGUGAUCCAGGACACCAGCAGACCCCUGCAGUUAACCAUCGAACACAACCCGCAGUCUCCUCCUGAUCUCCUUCACUCAGACACCACCCCAGAUAACAUCACAGACCCAAACUCCUGUGUCCGCGAAAAAAUUUCUUCUACUCAGAAACUCCCCAGCCUGGAGGAAGAGCCAAGUCCACAGGAGCAGACAGAUGAACAAAUCAAAAUGAGCCUCUCCCCACCACAGAACCAAGGAGCCAUGGGAAUGCGAUCCAGACACAUUCUGCGCAGCUGUAGUAUAGAUAAGUGUCCCCUGUCUCCUGGAGCACUGUCGCUUUUAUCUCAAAGGAGAGACAUGGUUCGCUCAGAGUCACUUCGUGUAGAUCCUGGAGACCGAACCCACCGCAUCUUCAGACCUUCAGACCUCAUCCAUGGAGAAGUGCUUGGCAAGGGCUGCUUUGGACAGGCUGUCAAGGUAACACAUCAGGAGACAGGAGAGGUGAUGGUGAUGAAAGAGCUGAUAAGGUCUGAUGAAGAGACGCAAAGGACUUUCUUAAAAGAGGUGAAGGUGAUGCGCUGCCUUGACCAUCCCAAUGUUCUCAAGUUCAUUGGACUGUUUUAUAAAGACAAACGGAUACAUUUUGUCUCCGAGUACAUCCAGGGAGGAACUCUCCGAGAGACCAUCAUGAAAAUGGACAAGGAUUUUCCCUGGAAUAUAAGAGUUGGUUAUGCCAAAGACAUUGCAGCUGGAAUGGCAUAUCUACACUCCAUGAAUGUUAUCCAUCGAGACCUAAACUCACACAACUGUUUGGUCAGAGAGAACCAGUCUGUGGUCGUAGCAGAUUUUGGACUAGCGAGGCUGGUGAUGGAGGAGAGGAACCAGAGCAGAACAUCUUCACUGGAGCGGUCUGCGAAGGGAACGCUGUCAGAGCUCCGCAGGCUUGAUCGGAGAAAGCGGUACACCGUGGUAGGAAACCCCUACUGGAUGGCUCCUGAGAUGAUCCAUGGGAAGAGCUAUGAUGAACGGGUGGACAUCUUUUCCUUUGGCAUCAUGAUAUGCGAGAUAAUAGGCAGAGUGAGUGCUGACCCUGACUACCUUCCCCGCACAAAUGACUUUGGGCUAAAUGUAGCUGGUUUCCUGCAGCAGUACCACCCUCCACAGUGCCCCUCUGCCUUUCUGCCGCUGGCUGUCCUCUGCUGUGACAUGGACACAGAUAAACGUCCUACUUUUUCAAAGAUGGAGGAGUGGCUGGACAACCUGCUGAUGAACCUGGACAUCGGUCUGCCUCUGCUCUCUGAGUUAGAGCAUCUCUGUAGAGCCUUCUGGCAAAACAACAACCACCAAAUUCAUGCUCACAAACAGGACAAAACCCUUAUUUCUCAAGAACAAAUCCAGCCUUCACAGCCACAAAGACAAAGCCCUAAUCCUAAGCAACGGUCAGACAAUGAAAAUAACCACAGAGAGCCUAACCUUGUUACUCAAAGCCAAGACCAAAAUAGUAUGCCAGAAAGCCAUUCAAAUGGGGAGCAGCACACAAGUGACGAUCAUUGCAAAAACAGCUCUGAAACCUAUGAACACAGUAACCCCACAGGACAACUAACAGCCCAGCAUGAGCCGUCACAAUCACUGCAGGCCAGGAAAUGGAUGCUUGCUCAGUCAAACAGGCCCAGAAGGAUAUGCAGCGCACUGUGGGACAGAUCUACAGAGGACAGCUCUUUUCUCUGACUGCUUAGGCUGAUGACAAAGACAGAACAUAUCUACAAAGUCCAGGGAUUAAAGAUGUUAUGAAGACUUGUGUGCCUUUUGAAGUGAAACAACUGGGAGACAACUGAAAGAGUCAUAAAUUUGUAUAUGGAGGACUGAGGCAGGGAAAACCUGUGGAGGCACGAAACCAAUCAGUAAAGACUGAUAUGGGAUAUUUUGCAUGAGAAGCAGUAAAAAUGUGUAUGUAGCUUGAAAACAAUUACCUAGCAAAUUACAUUGGCCUCAUAUUUCUCUGUGAACCAGUGUUUGUGCAGUUGUAGCUAGAGCCCAACUGAUACUGGAUUUAGUUGAUGAACAUACUGGCAUUUGGGAGUUUUUGUUUUUGUUCAAUUUAAUUGAAUAGCAGCUAUGCAGCCCCAAAUGCAACAAACUGCAAUGCACUGUGUAUUCUGACACCUUUCUAUCAGAACCAGCAUUAACUCCUUCAGCAAUUUGAGCAACGGUAGCUCAUCUGUUGGAUCGGACUACAUGGGCCAGGUUUCACUCCCCAUGUGCAUCAAUGACCCUGUCGCCGGUUCACCAUUGUUCCUUCCUUAGACCACUUUUGAUAAAUACUGACCACUGCAGACCAGGAACACCCCACAAGAGCUGCAGGAUUAGAGAUGCUCUGACAAUUUGGCCCUUGUCAAACUGACUCAAAUCCUUACAUUUGCCCAUUUUUCCUGCUUCUAACACAUCAACUUUGAGGACAAAAUGUUCACUUGCUGCCUAAUUUAUCCAACUCAUUCACCGGUGUCAUGAUGAAGAGAUAAUCAGUGUUAUUCACUCCACCUGUCUGUGGUCAUGGAAUUUCUAUGCUACAAUUUAUUUUUACUAAUUGGCCAACAAUAGGGUAUUAUUAUGUUUGUCUAAAGCUAAACCUUGCUGGCUAGUUCAUCACUUGGGCUCUAGCUUCAACUUUGUCCAGAAGCUGUGAAACACAUGUCACUUUAUACUUUAAACUAUAUUGCAUUAUUUAUCAGAAUGCCUUAAGUAUUUUCUCUUGACAAAUGUCAAGCCACAUGCAAUACACGGUUCUGUGAACAUGAAAAAAACUACUGAUGCUACUAAACUGUCGAUAAUAAAGAGAAAUGCAAAUGA
Messenger RNA from Amphiprion ocellaris (clown anemonefish), 3645 nucleotides. RefSeq names its product LIM domain kinase 1-like. Bases 244 to 2526 code for a protein of 760 amino acids. Gene Ontology annotation, biological process: protein phosphorylation; positive regulation of stress fiber assembly; actin cytoskeleton organization. The transcript is spliced from 15 exons. Lineage: Eukaryota; Metazoa; Chordata; Actinopteri; Pomacentridae. The record is from RefSeq and is a predicted model, not a curated record. Gene Ontology annotation, cellular component: nucleus; cytoplasm; neuron projection. Gene Ontology annotation, molecular function: protein serine/threonine kinase activity; protein binding; ATP binding.